Adineta steineri is the source of this 1749-nucleotide messenger RNA. NCBI's taxonomy places the organism in Eukaryota, Metazoa, Rotifera, Eurotatoria, Adinetida, Adinetidae. The record is from the annotation of a GenBank genome assembly.
AUGAUAACAACAUGGUCACCAGUUCCUGGCAGUGAUGAACCAAACAUCGAUGAUUCAUUAUACGAUUUAUGUAGGAAAAAUGAAGUCGAAAAAAUUCGAAAAAUAAUACCAUUUAUUGGCAAUAAAAACAUUAUAAAUCAGAUUCAAACUUCGACUGGUUCAACAUGCUUGCAUGUGGCAUGUUAUUAUGGACAUCGAGAUGUGGUACAGAUUCUAUUAGACUAUGGCGCCCUACGUUCAAUACGAAAUUUAAGGCAUAAUUUAACACCCUACGAAGAAGCUCAUACAGAUAGUAUAAAACAAUUAUUUCUCGAACAACGAGAUCUAUUUUCCAACAAUGAUUAUGAUUAUAUUGAAUGGUCCCUAGUUGGGAACGAUCUUCUUGAUAAGAGACGUAGAUUCCGUCAAAUUAUCGAUGUGUAUAAAACCUACGACAAUCAUACGUUACUAUCAAAAUUAAUUGCUGAAUUUAUUCAUUACUAUUUAAAUGAUUACCUGUUGAAUCUCAGCAGUGACACUAGCAAUCCGGAAGAUAGAGUGACUUCUGAGCAGAUCAAAACUCUUGAAGGAUAUUUUAAAGGAGCUAUAGAAGAAAAAGAUUAUUUAACAUAUUUUAUCAAAGCGUAUACAUUAACCAGUGGUUUUCACAAGGUAUUAAACAGACACUUGGCUAUGUAUAUACUAGACUAUUUUGAUGAAUCGAAACUUUUCCUACCAACAUAUCGUCUUGUUAAUUGUCUUGCUCAUAUUGUUACACUUUUAAUUCAUCAUCCAGAUGUAUCUCGAUAUCAAUAUCGAGGUUUAUGUUAUCGUGGUAUGGUAGUAACACAAAAUGAUUUAGAUCAAUACAAGUUAAAUCAGCAUAUGUUAAAUCGUUCGUUUAUAUCCACAUCUCUCGAUCGUCGAGUAGCGGAAAUGUUUGCUGGUGAAGGACAACAGCCAAACAUGAGGUAUACUCCUAAGCGUCAUUGUGCAUUACAAUAUUCUUGUGUCUGUCGAUAUUUAAUCAAACAAAACGCAACAGCUAUUGACAUUCAAACAUUAUCUAUGAACUUAGAUGAAAAAGAAGUUUUGAUUCUUCCGUUUACCGUUUUUAAAGUAGUAGCAAUUAAACGAAAUGACUCCAAGAAUUCUACAGCACCCAUUUCAAUUGAGAUUGAAUUAGAAGAAUGUGAAGAUUCGAUUGAAAAAAGCAAACAACACAAGUGUUUUAGCAUCAACAGAUUAUUAUUAUCAGUUUUGCUUGUGAUUUUAAGUAUGAUACUACUUUUUUUGAUGCUUCUUGUCCGAAACUCUCCAACAAUAAGUAAAGGACCCACAACAACGCCUGCAUGGCAGAACACUAGUGAUGUCAGCACUAUCUUAUCAGCAGGAUCACAGCUAAUACUAUCACCAAACUCACGCUCAUCAUUAUCAAAUACCACACGAACAACGGCAAUAACAACUAAACUAGCAGCCACCACAACAGCAAUAACAACUAAAUCAGCAAUCACCACACUACCAGCAACAAGAACAACCACACCAUCAACAACGACGACACCAGCUACAAUAAACACACCACCAAUCACUACACUACCAGCAACAACAACAAGAACAACCACACUAUCAACAACAACGACACCAGCUACAACAACCACACCACCAAUCACCACACUAGCAACCACCACACCAGUAACAACUACAACUACAACUACAACUACAACUACAACUACAACAACCACACCAGCAACAACAUCAAUCGGUAAGUAG